Messenger RNA from Eupeodes corollae, 1717 nucleotides. RefSeq names its product elongation factor Tu, mitochondrial (gene mEFTu1). The record is from RefSeq and is a predicted model, not a curated record. Bases 163 to 1605 code for a protein of 480 amino acids. Gene Ontology annotation, biological process: mitochondrial translational elongation. NCBI's taxonomy places the organism in Eukaryota, Metazoa, Arthropoda, Insecta, Diptera, Syrphidae. The transcript has a single exon. Gene Ontology annotation, molecular function: GTP binding; translation elongation factor activity; GTPase activity. Gene Ontology annotation, cellular component: mitochondrion.
AAAUUCAUUUCGAUUUAUUUUUCGUUUUGCAGUUUGUGGGGUUAGUUUUACGCAAUUUUUGAUCUAUCUUUGUGGGAGAGGCCGAAGGAGCAAAAUAAAUUGUGAAAUCCUUCAAAUUGUAUGUGAACAUAUUGUAGAAAUCCAAUAAAAAACCAUAUAAUUAUGUCGGGCUACGUAGGAUUGCGUGCAGUUACUGCAUUUGGACAAGCUUUGGUCAGACGAAACAUCAUCAAUAAAUUGGUUUUCAGUAGCAGGAAUUUCACAUGUGAUUUCUGUCGUGUUGUUCCUUCGAUUUCAACGGAGUGUUCAGGACCCUUAUUUAAUCAAUCGUUUCGUAAAUUUGCAUCAGAAAAAAAGGUCUUCGAGCGUUCUAAGCCCCAUUGCAACGUAGGUACAAUUGGACAUGUUGAUCAUGGCAAAACAACACUUACCGCAGCCAUAACCAAAGUUCUAUCUGACCGAAAAUUAGCUGAGAGCAAAAAAUAUAAUGAAAUUGACAAUGCUCCGGAAGAGAAGGCUCGUGGUAUUACUAUCAAUGUGGCCCACGUUGAAUAUCAAACUGAAACCCGUCAUUACGGUCACACAGAUUGCCCUGGGCACGCUGAUUACAUAAAGAAUAUGAUUACUGGAACAGCUCAAAUGGACGGAGCUAUCUUGGUUGUGGCAGCUACCGAUGGUGCUAUGCCCCAGACACGAGAACAUUUGUUGUUAGCUAAGCAGAUUGGUAUCAGCCACAUUGUAGUUUUCAUAAAUAAGGUUGACGCAGCAGAUCAAGAAAUGGUUGACUUGGUAGAGAUGGAAAUUCGCGAACUAAUGACAGAAAUGGGUUACGACGGGGACAAUGUUCCUGUGGUGAAGGGUUCUGCAUUGUGUGCAUUGGAUGACAAGAGUCCAGAAAUCGGCUCAGAAGCAAUUUUACAAUUACUGAAGGAGGUGGACACUUUCAUUCCUACACCAGUUCGUGAAUUAGACAAACCGUUUUUGUUGCCUGUGGAGAAUGUUUACAGUAUUCCCGGUCGUGGAACUGUCGUAACUGGACGCCUGGAGCGUGGGGUGGUAAAAAAGGGAAACGAAUGUGAAUUCGUUGGCUACAACAAAGUUAUUAAGUCUACAGUCACUGGUGUUGAGAUGUUCCAUCAGAUUCUGGAUGAAGCUCAAGCAGGAGAUCAAUUGGGAGCUCUUGUUCGUGGUCUGAAGCGUGAUGAUAUAAAGCGUGGAAUGGUAAUGUGCAAACCGGGAUCUGUGAAGGCUCUAGAUCAAAUCGAAGCGCAGGUUUACAUAUUGAACAAGGAUGAAGGUGGUCGAACAAAACCAUUUAUGAGCUUCAUACAACUUCAGAUGUUCUCGCGAACUUGGGAUUGCGCUGUACAAGUGCAAAUACCUGAUAAAGAAAUGGUAAUGCCUGGUGAAGAUACCAAAUUGAUUCUAAGACUCAUUCGUCCAAUGGUUUUGGAGCAAGGCCAACGGUUUACAUUACGUGAUGGAAAUUUGACUCUAGGAACUGGUGUUGUAACUAAGGUUUUACCUAUUCUUUCUCCAACCGAACGAAUGGAAUUAACUGAAGGAAAGAAAGCACGCGAAAAGAAGCAAGCUGUCAAAAAAUAGGAGGCUUAAAGUUUAGAAUAGAUAUUAUUUUGUAUUUUUAGUUCUUAUUUGCAUAUGUUAUUUCGAUAAAAAAGGUUCAUUGAAACUAUAAUAAAUUUAAAUAAAAUACUUA